Molecule: messenger RNA, 711 nt
Organism: Fragaria vesca subsp. vesca
Lineage: Eukaryota; Viridiplantae; Streptophyta; Magnoliopsida; Rosales; Rosaceae
Product: probable caffeoyl-CoA O-methyltransferase At4g26220-like
Exons: 5
Coding region: 1-711 (236 amino acids)
Molecular function (GO): O-methyltransferase activity; S-adenosylmethionine-dependent methyltransferase activity
Source: RefSeq, a predicted model, not a curated record
AUGGGGAGCAACAAGAGAAAGGUAUUGAAGGGACUAUUGCAGAGUGAUGACUUGUAUGAGUACAUCUUGGAGACUAGCGUGUAUCCGCUCGAACCGGAGCCUCUCAAGGAGCUGAGAGAAGCCACUGCCAGCCAUCCCUGGGCUGGGAUGGGAACUGCCCCAGAUGCCGGCCAGUUGAUGACCAUGCUGUUGGGGCUAGUGGAUGCAAAGAAGACGAUUGAAGUUGGAGUUUUUACCGGAUACUCUCUUCUCCUCACUGCUCUUACACUUCCUGAGGAUGGCAAGAUUGUAGCCAUAGAUGCACAUCGUGAGCCAUAUGAUCAAAUCGGAUUACCAAUCAUAAAGAAAGCUGGUGUUGAGCACAAAAUUGAACUCAUUGAAUCUGAGGCCCUGCCUGUUCUUGAUAAGCUAUUGGAACAACACGAAAAUGAAGGAAGUUUCGACUUUGCUUUUGUGGAUGCGGAUAAGGAAAAUUAUUGUAAUUACCAUGAGAGGAUAAUGAAGCUGGUGAAGGUGGGAGGUAUAGCUGUGUAUGAUAAUACUCUUUGGGGAGGGUCAGUUGCAAUGCCUAUUAAGUAUAUACCAGAAGGAAGAAAACCAGGCAGACAAUCUAUGAUAGUGCUCAACAAGUUACUUGCUGCUGAUACUCGUGUCCAGAUUUCACAUGCUUCUGUGGGUGAUGGGAUCACAAUUUGUAGGCGACUGCACUGA